This is a messenger RNA of Chenopodium quinoa (quinoa), 930 nucleotides long. RefSeq lists its product as uncharacterized. The coding region runs from base 1 to 930 and encodes 309 amino acids. The transcript has 2 exons. The record is from RefSeq and is a predicted model, not a curated record. NCBI's taxonomy places the organism in Eukaryota, Viridiplantae, Streptophyta, Magnoliopsida, Caryophyllales, Amaranthaceae.
AUGAGAAUGUUAGCAUAUGGUUGCCCAGCUGAUCAAAUUGAUGAGUAUCUAAAACUUGGGGCAAGUACGGCAAGAGAAUGUCUUAUACACUUUGUUGAUGGAGUGAUUCGUGAAUUCUCAACAGAAUACCUGCGGAAGCCAAAAGUCGAAGAUCUUGUUCGUCUCCUUAAACAAGGGGAAGAAAGGGGUUUUCUUGGCAUGAUGGGGAGCAUCGAUUGCAUGCAUUGGGAGUGGAAAAAUUGUCCAGCUGGGUGGAAAGGAAUGUAUCAAGGAAGAUCUAAAAGGGCGACGCAUGCCUUUUUUGGCACGCCAGGGACGUGCAACGAUAUAAACGUUCUUCAACGUUCUCCCGUCUUUAACGAUAUUUUAAAUGGUCGAGCUCCACAAGUUAAUUUCACUGUGAAUGGAUAUACCUAUAACCAAGGAUAUUAUCUCACAGAUGGGAUUUAUCCAAAAUGGGCAACAUUUAUUUCCGCUAUUACCUCCCCACAAACCCCUAAACAGAAGUUGUUUACAAUCAAACAAGAGAGUAUUAGAAAAGAUGUUGAGCGUGCUUUUGGUGUGCUACAAGCUCGAUUUGCAAUAAUUAGACAUCCGGCUUUGGCAUGGAGUGUCGAAAUGCUAUGGAAAAUCGUGAUGGCGUGUAUUAUCAUGCACAAUAUGAUUGUAGAAGAUGAGCGCGAUAAUUACAUGAAUUAUUGGGAUCCAACGGAAUUUUCCACCGAACAACUUGAGAAUCUAGCAGGAUCAUCAAGGAGAAGAGCAACAACUUUCACUGUUACCCCUGGGCGUUAUAAAGAUCAAAAUUUAGCUACAAUGAUGGCUACACGAGAAAAUCUUCGUAAUAAACAAAUUAAUACAUUUUUGAAGAAUGAUUUGCUAGAACAUAUGUGGGCUAGGUUUGGGAGCACUUUUGUCAACUCACCUUAA